Charadrius vociferus (killdeer) is the source of this 522-nucleotide messenger RNA. It is a transcript of the gene CLTB, whose product is annotated as clathrin, light chain B. Gene Ontology annotation, cellular component: clathrin coat of coated pit; synaptic vesicle membrane; clathrin coat of trans-Golgi network vesicle. Lineage: Eukaryota; Metazoa; Chordata; Aves; Charadriiformes; Charadriidae. Gene Ontology annotation, molecular function: structural molecule activity; clathrin heavy chain binding. The transcript has 6 exons. Gene Ontology annotation, biological process: intracellular protein transport; clathrin-dependent endocytosis; clathrin coat assembly. The record is from RefSeq and is a predicted model, not a curated record.
AUGGGGCUGUACCCCAGCUCUGGUUUCCAGAAUGGAGGAGCCACUGUCAAUGGAGAUGUCUUUCAGGAGUCCAACGGCCCCACAGACGCCUACGCAGCCAUAGCCAAGGCUGAUCGGCUGACCCAGGAACCUGAGAGUAUCCGCAAGUGGAGGGAAGAGCAGAAGAAGCGCCUGGAGGAGCUGGAUGCGGCAUCAAAGGUGACUGAGCAGUAAUGGCGUGAGAAGGCCAAGAAGGACCUGGAGGAGUGGAAUCUGCGUCAGAAUGAGCAGAUGGAGAAGAACCGGGCAAACAACAGGAUCGCUGACAAAGCCUUUUACCAGCAGCCGGACGCCGAUGUGAUUGGCUAUGUGGCCUCGGAGGAAGCAUUCCUGAAGGAGUCCAAGGAGGAAACUCCGGGCUCCGAGUGGGAGAAGGUGGCCCAGCUCUGUGAUUUCAACCCCAAGAGCAGCAAGCAGAGCAAGGAUGUCUCGCGGAUGCGCUCGGUGCUCAUCUCCCUCAAACAGACGCCCCUGUCCCGCUAG